UGGCGACAUAACCACCUGUCACCGUUUUCUACUAGCUAGCUAGCCGAGCAAUAACAUUGCACUUUAAAAGUAGCAAAGGCGACAUAAUUAUAGCUUAUAAUACGUGUAAAAUGAGUAUUUCCAUCACCCACACGCUUCACAGGAAAAAUGAAGGCAGUAAGGGAUUCAGAGCGCAGAGGGAGUAUGAUUAUCUGUACGAUCCUGUUUUCACCGUGUCCGCGGAGAUGGACCACAUCCGGGCGAGCUGUAGGGCUCAGGGGUCUGUGGACCGCCUGAGGAAGGUUCCCGAGUUCAACUCCAUGUUCAGUAAUCUCCCUCACCACCCACGGUUCACACUCCGCCUGCAUGCUGCUGAUCCUGUUCCUGCUUUCAUCGACCGCCGCUGGAGAGGACAUGCUGAGCAGAGGAGAGAGACACUGCAGACACUAGCAGGCAGCUCGUAUGUGUGUUCUUGUGCCAGGGUGCUGCCGGGCGUUCAGCUGCACAAACCCAAACCUGAGGACGUCUCUGGAGCAGACCGCUGGAAGUUUUUUAAGCGUCCACUCAUCCCCUUUGCUCAACAGAUCCCACCUGAUGUUAUUUUUGCAUUACCCAAAGGUGACCCCUACAAUGCCCAGCAGGAAGGCUCUGAGUGGAUGGAAAGCUCUUUCCAGCGCACAGUGGGGGUUCAGACAGAUUACCGUGACAGCGAGGCUCAGACUGAUCCUUACAGCCCUGAAUACAUACUACGUCCAGGAGCAGCGAUUCCAGAAAUCCUCACUCUGGCCCCUUUCUCUUGGGGUCAUGGGCUUCCUGCUGGCCUGGACGAAGUGGAGAUGAUCGAAAGAGCAAGGAAGAAGAGGGCCUGGGAGGCCACGCUACCACCUCUGAAUGAUCUCACUCAGCUGGACAAGAGGAAGAGGAUGAUGGAUGAGAUGGAGAGGAAGGAGUGGGCUUUCAGGGAGCAGGAGAUUGAGAAGCUACAAGAAGCUCGUUUGGCACUUCUCAUGAAGUUCUUACAGGAGAGAGAGUCACAAAAGGACAAAGUCACAGUGCAGCAGCUGGAUGAGCGUUUUUCCCAGCGGCAGAGAGAGAAAGAAGAACGACUCCGGAAAAUACGCAAUAACUACGUACUCUCUUUGCGGAAACUCAUGGCAAAGAGAAAGACAGUGGAAGGGACGUUGAUGAGACGGGACAUUAUCAACGAGCACUUUGAUUACGGCUCUCAGACCUACGCUCCUCUCUCCCGCCACGGAGUCUUCCCUGAUCGGCACUCACAAUGUGACAUCGUCAAGAGCCACUUCCUCGAAAGCUACCAAGGUCUGUUGGAGCUGGAGGCAGGUCUUCCACCUUCAGUCCUGGAGCCACAAAUAAAAGCCCCAAAGCCGAAGAAGAACAAAGGCUUCAUCAGUCGCUCAGAACGCAGGGAAAUUGAGUUAAUGAAGACUCACCAGGCGUUGAAAGACAAGAAGGUCCAGGUGGAGGAAAAGAAGCCCCUACGCUUCCUUUAUAGGGUGGAGAAACCAGUCCCUCGUCCCCCAACGCCUGUGGUGGAUGUGCCUCCAGAGGGAGACGAGGAAAAGGAGCUUGCUGUUAUUUUCCUACAGAAGCUGCUCAGAGGCAGAUCCAUCCAGAACCAGAUGCUGGAAGGCGCAGAGAAGCAACUGGAGCUGAUCCAGGAGCUGCGUACCACCCACAGCCUGCAGCGGGAGGAGCAAGAACUACAAAGAGCAGAUAAACAGGUCACACUGGCCCUGCAGAAACAGAGAGAGAUCCGUGAGAGCAGGAUGUCUCAAAUACAGAGCUAUGUAGAUGGCCUUUCAGGGGCGGUAACUGGUGACAUGCUGGACUUCCUGGCGAAGGAGCUGGUUCGUCUGCAGGAGGAAAGAAGGAUCCAUGCUUUCAUGCUACUGGCAGAAAGAGACCGUCGCCUUCGCGAGGCUGAAGAGAGUGGGCGGAGACAGGUGGAAGAGCGGAGACGGAGAGAGGAAGACGAGAUCUUUAGACAGGUGAUGAAGGUGCACCAGGCCACAGUGGAUCUAUACCUGGAGGACGUGAUCCUGGACAGUAUCAAUCAAACGGCCGAGGCUCAGGCCAGAGAAGAGAUCCACCACAUGGCAGAGGAGCUCAACAACGUCACCUAUGCCAUGGAGGAAAUGAGGAACAAUGUGCAGUCAGAGGAGAUUGUAGCUCAACUUGUCUACAGCUUCCUCAUUCCUGACGUACACAAGGUCAUUGCCCGUGACAGAGUGAGACAGAGUCAAAGGAGGCACUUGAACGCAGCACGUACCCUCAUUCAUGGCACUGACAGCUCCUCCGUAAGCCCUCGGCCCCUCUCUCCCCCGACCAGAGCCUCCACCUCACUGCUCUCUCAGAUAGUCGAGCAGGUGGUGGAGGCUUCACACAGCAGCGAUCACCAUCAGGAGAAUGAACACACUGAUUAGGGAAUAUUGGUGACUUGUGGAGAAACAUGAUAUAUAUAUAUAUAUAUAUAUAUAUAUAUAUAUAUACAUAUAUAUACAAACAUAUAUGCAAUAGAGAGUGAAUAUAAAACCAGAAUCAAUCACCAAAUAAAGCAGUUUAUAUAA
Pangasianodon hypophthalmus (striped catfish) is the source of this 2567-nucleotide messenger RNA. RefSeq names its product cilia and flagella associated protein 91 (gene cfap91). Bases 111 to 2423 code for a protein of 770 amino acids. The transcript has 18 exons. The record is from RefSeq and is a predicted model, not a curated record. Lineage: Eukaryota; Metazoa; Chordata; Actinopteri; Siluriformes; Pangasiidae.